Messenger RNA from Thamnophis sirtalis, 216 nucleotides. NCBI's taxonomy places the organism in Eukaryota, Metazoa, Chordata, Lepidosauria, Squamata, Natricidae. The record is from RefSeq and is a predicted model, not a curated record.
UUAGCUAGCGCGCUUGACUAUGGCUGGGGGAAGGAGAGGGCUGGUGGCUCCACAGAACACCUUCCUGGAGAAUAUCGUGCGGAGGUCCAACGAUACAAAUUUUGUCCUGGGUAAUGCGCAGAUAGUGGAUUGGCCUGUUGUAUACAGCAAUGAUGGAUUCUGCAAGCUGUCAGGAUACCACCGAGCAGAAGUUAUGCAAAAGAGCAGCACCUGCAG